Molecule: messenger RNA, 613 nt
Organism: Oppiella nova
Lineage: Eukaryota; Metazoa; Arthropoda; Arachnida; Sarcoptiformes; Oppiidae
Source: the annotation of a GenBank genome assembly
AUGCAUAUAAAGUCACAUCAAUUGGCGUUUGUAUUACUCGUAUGUCUGACGGGAAGCCUAGUGAUGGUGACCGCCGACGACACCACCUCUUCGUCGCCAUCGGAGGCGACGGCCGACAAAAAGGUGAAGAAACUGCAGAUCGGAGUCAAAAAACGUGUGGAAAACUGCGACCGCAAGAGCUCUAAGGGAGACAUACUUCACAUCCACUAUCGGGGCACUCUGUACGACACGGGCGCCGAGUUUGACAGCUCCUACAAAAGGGGUCAGCCGUUGACCUUUACCCUGGGCAUGGGUCAGGUGAUCGCCGGCUGGGAUCAGGGAUUGCUGGGUAUGUGCGCCGGCGAGAAGCGAAAGCUGGUGAUCCCGUCGGACUUGGCGUACGGGUCGGCCGGCGCCCCACCGACCAUACCGGCCAACGCCGCCCUCGUCUUCGAGGUCGAGUGCGUUCAGAUCGAGAACCGCAAGUCCGAGCUCUGACACCACCACCCCUUCCAUGCCUCCCGUUCCCCACAGACUUCCCAAUGAUUUUAUAGAGAAUUAAUUUUUUUCGUCAAUUGUGUUGUGAAAUACAAACGAGUUUUUAGUCAAUAUUUUUUCACACGUUUUAUACGAG